This is a messenger RNA of Protopterus annectens (West African lungfish), 762 nucleotides long. Its product is annotated as lysosome membrane protein 2-like. Gene Ontology annotation, cellular component: membrane; cytoplasm. The transcript has 5 exons. The record is from RefSeq and is a predicted model, not a curated record. NCBI's taxonomy places the organism in Eukaryota, Metazoa, Chordata, Ceratodontiformes, Protopteridae. The coding region runs from base 1 to 456 and encodes 151 amino acids. Gene Ontology annotation, molecular function: scavenger receptor activity.
AUGCCCACUUCAGAUAUUGGAACAGCUGAAGAGGACAUGGCUGACCCCAAGUUCAUUGGGACAGAAAGGACUACACAAGAGGAAGCCAGCGAGAGAAGUGGUGCUCCUGUUCGAGUAGCAAAGAGACUUCAAAUUAGCAUCAAGGCUGAAGCAGUGGAAAAUGUAACACAAACUGGAAAAAUAAGAACAAUGAUCUUACCUGUUAUUUAUCUCAUUGAGCGUGCAACUAUUGAUUCAGAAACAGCAAAAAUGAUCAAAUCCCAGCUUCUUCUCAUGGAGUUUACAGAAAAUGCCAGCUAUCUGUUUUUGUCAGUUGGACUAUUACUGGCGAUUGUAGCAUUUAUCCUGGCCAUUGUGACACGCCAGAAGAAAAAGCAUCAGGCAGCCAAUGAUACUUCAAGGAGCAAGGAAAAACACACUCCAGAUAACAACUAUGAAUCAAUGCACUCCUUUUAACAACUUGAUUCCCUACCAAAAGUUCAUGCAAUAUCAAGUGAUGCCCAGGCUGCAAAAAAAGAAUUGUGCCUAGAGGAUCAACAGUAUGAAGACCAAAAUACAGAUUCAGAUCUAGAUGUUUCAAGGGCAACAUUUGAUAAAUCAGCUUACGACAUAUCUUCUGAAUGAAUCUUAAAUUGUAAUGAUUAAAAUGUAACAACAGAAACAGACACAUCAGACUGAUGGAAAAUAAAAUUCAGUACACAACUACACUUCACAAAAUAUUUACUUCUGUUGCUGCUUCAUAACUGACAUUCUGUCUAUUGU